CUGCAGGGUACUUCCUGCCUGUGAGUCAUCGCUGGUGCCGGGCUGUGGCUCUGAGAGCGGGAGGCAGAACCAGCCCGGGCCUCACGUCGCGGACUCGUCUUCGCGGUGCCGGGCGUUGCUGAGGCGGAGCGGGAUGCUGGAUAUCUAGAAGGGAUUAAAAGCAUCAGGUGACGCCUCGGCCUCGGGACGGGCACAGUGUGAGUUUACAUAACUUUGUUUGCCAGACUAACAGAUCCUCUUUCAUGGUGAACCUUCUCUCCUCUCCAGUCCUGCUGUUUGUUCUUCACGUCUGUUUUCUGUCAGGAAAACUAAAGCCAGCCAAUCACACGGCAGCGUGAGAAUCACAGCAGAGCUCCUGUCUCCAGGCCAGAGGACGCUCUGGGUGCUUCAGUCCCGCCUCAGGACAGACGGUCUCUUCCACCAUGGCUGCAGCGGCUCUCGUCACGGAGAACUUCAAGUUUGUGUCCCUCUUCUUCAAGAGCAAAGAUGUGAUGAUCUUCAACGGUCUGGUGGCUCUGGGCACGGUGGCCGGUCAGACCGCGUACAAUGUCUUCGCGUUUCACUGCCCCUGCUCCUCCGGGAGAAACUACCGCUACGGCCUGGCGGCCAUCGGCGUGCCGGCGCUGGUGCUCUUCCUGGUGGGGGUCAUGCUGAACAGGAGCACCUGGGACCUGGUGUCCGAGUGCCGGCUGAGGAACUGCCGGAAGCUGUCCGGCGCCGCGGCGUUCGCCUUGCUGGGCACGAUCGUGGGCCGAGCGGUGGUGGCGCCGCUCACCUGGGCGGGGAUCUCCCUGCUGCGGGGCCAGGCCUACACCUGCGCCCUCUGUGAGUUCGUGGACCCGGGCUCGCUGGACGGCUUUCCCAGCCACACCGGGCCCGACGUCUUGGCCAGAUUCCCCUGCGAAGGAACCGUUCCAGAGGAUCUGCAGAGGUUCUGGCCCACCAUCGAACGGCAGCUGAAAUAUGAAUCUCAGCUGAUCGGCUGGCUGCUGGUGGCGGGGAUAUCCCUGGUGGUCUUCCUGGCUCUGUGCAUGAGGCGCUGCUCGUCCCCGCUGGGACACCGCCAGGAGGCGUACUGGGCGCUGUACCGCUCCUGCGAGCAGGACCUGUUUGAGCGCACCGCCGGCGCCCACGCUCGCAUCCGGGCUGCGGACUACGUCCAGAACUUCUUCGGCUUCGUGUCUCUGAGCAAAGAGGAGGAGGCGGAGAGGGCGGAGCACGGGCAGCAGGCCAGUCCAAUCCGGUCCAGGGACUGGAACCUGGUGACCGGGGUCUACCUGUACCGGGAGAAGGAGGGCCUGCCCCUCUACAGCCGCCUCCACAAGUGGGCCACCUACAGGACGGAGGGGGACAUGGAGGGGAUGGACAAAGAGAUGGAUUUAUUCAGCUGACAGGAGAGUUCUGCUGCUGCUGCCUCUGUCCUCACUCAGCGCUGCAGCGGGCUUCUCAUCCGGAACUGUUUAUUCUGAAUCAAAUAAUUCAGAAUUACAUUCCUGACCUUGGUGUUUUCAUGUGAAAACGAGGGAUUAACUCCUCUCUACUGCUGGGUCUGUGCUGCGUUCUGAUUGGACGGGGCGGCCGUGACGUAGCAGCGUUUUUCUCUCUUUCUUUCUGGAUUAACUUUGACGCUGCAUCUUUGAAAAUGUCCUGGUUGUUCUGCUCCGUCCAUCCGCUCAUUCCAUUAUGUCCAAUUCUUCUAAAACCGCCGUUGAAUAAAUUGUCUCCGUGCGAGUUGAAACGCGGGCUGCGGGCCGCCAUCUUGGAAUAUUGCAUCAUCACGACGGAGCAGAAGAAGCAGAAUGAAGUCGUCUGAUCAGCGGAUGAUUCUGGUCCAGAGGAGAAUCAACCCGCCGGUCUGCUCAGAUCCAAACUCACCUCCUAGCAGUGUUCAGGCGAGUCCGAGGUCAUUUCAGAGCAGAUUUAGGCUUCAUUCAGAUUUAUAGAGGAUUAAGAAGUCUGCUGUAAACACUCGGUCUGGAGCUUCAGUGCAUUUCUCUCUGGUUUCUAUGUUUUCACCAAAGGUCCAUCGUCUCCUGAAGUCCAUCUGCAGGAAGUCAAACCAGCAUUUUGCCUUAAAACCCUGUAAAGCCUGAGUUCAUGAAUAAACCUUCCUGU
Messenger RNA from Salarias fasciatus (jewelled blenny), 2115 nucleotides. RefSeq names its product calcium homeostasis modulator protein 2. The coding region runs from base 423 to 1391 and encodes 322 amino acids. The transcript is spliced from 2 exons. Gene Ontology annotation, cellular component: plasma membrane. The record is from RefSeq and is a predicted model, not a curated record. Gene Ontology annotation, molecular function: monoatomic cation channel activity. Lineage: Eukaryota; Metazoa; Chordata; Actinopteri; Blenniiformes; Blenniidae.